AUGCCACGAAAUCGUAAUAUUCAUGAAAUUUUAGAUUCUAUUACAGAAUCGGAUUCGGAAAAUGUAAAUCCUGAUAUAACUCUAUCUUCUCUGACAACUUCUAGAUCAACCCAACGUGUUCCUUGUUACUGUUUAACAUAUUUAUGUAAUGGUAAACGAGUUUCUCAACGUACAAAAUCUCGACAUGAAUCAGACGAUAUACGACGACAAG
Messenger RNA from Dentiscutata heterogama, 211 nucleotides. The record is from the annotation of a GenBank genome assembly. Lineage: Eukaryota; Fungi; Glomeromycota; Glomeromycetes; Diversisporales; Gigasporaceae.